This is a messenger RNA of Mercurialis annua (annual mercury), 5600 nucleotides long. Its product is annotated as nuclear pore complex protein NUP214. Gene Ontology annotation, biological process: RNA export from nucleus. Gene Ontology annotation, molecular function: structural constituent of nuclear pore. The transcript has 16 exons. The coding region runs from base 58 to 5361 and encodes 1767 amino acids. Lineage: Eukaryota; Viridiplantae; Streptophyta; Magnoliopsida; Malpighiales; Euphorbiaceae. The record is from RefSeq and is a predicted model, not a curated record.
CAUUUGAUUCAAUCAAAUUUAAAAUAUCAAAGAAGGAGGGAGCAGUGUGGUUCAGUAAUGGGAGCAGUUAAAGAAAUAGAAUUAGAAGAAGAAGAGGAAGGAGAGCGUGCGUUUUCCGAUGACUACUUCUUCGACGGAAUCGGCAAACCCAUUCCGAUCCUCAAACCCAUCCCCAAUGCCCCGUCUCUUUUCUCCGACUAUUGUCCCGGUUCUCCCAUCGCCGUCUCCCAAUUGCACCGCCUCCUCUUCGUUGCUCAUCCCUCCGGGUUUUAUGUUGCCAGAACUAAGGAUGUUAUGGACCAGACAGACGGCGGCAGUUCAGUGCAAGAGCUGAGCAUAGCUGAUGUCCCCAUCGCCAAACUUCACAUUCUUUCACUCUCUUCCGAUGAUUCUACGCUGGCCGCUGCUGUCGACGCGCAUGUCCAUUUCUUCCGCAUUCAUUCUCUUCUCAAUCAGCAACUGAACCCGUUCUUCUCCUGCUCCUUGCCCCAACAAGCGACUGCUGAAUUUUGUUUUGUCAAGGAUUUCAAGUGGAGGAGAAGGCCCGCAGCAGCAGCAGCAGCUUCUUACAUUCUUCUCUCCAAUCAACGCAGCCUAUAUCAUGCUGCUGCUCUUUCCUCUCCUCUCCAACAUCUCAUGGACAAUGUGGAUGCCGUUGAAUGGAGUUUCGACGGAACCUAUAUAUCUGUGGCUAAGCAGAAUGUUCUCCAUAUUUUGUCCUCUAAAUUCAAGCAAAUAUUGUGCAUAUCUCUGCCCUUCAACUCAUGGACUGCUGAUUCUCCCGACGAAUCCACUGUUAAAGUGGAUUCUAUCAGGUGGGUGCGUCCUGAUAGCAUUGUUAUUGGAUGCUUUCAGCAAACUGCAGAUGGCAAAGAAGAAAAUUACCGCAUCCAAGUACUUAGGAGCAAAGAUGGAAAAAUUGCUGAUGCUUCUUCAAAGGUCUCUGUGUUGUCAUAUUAUGACUUAUUUUCUGGUCUAAUUGAUGACAUUUUACCCUAUGGAAAUGGACCGUACUUGCUUUUGAGCUAUUUAGAACAAUGCGGCCUUGCAAUUACAGCAAACAAGAAGAAUACAGAUCAGCACAUUAUGUUACUUCGAUGGUCAGUAGAGGAUGAUAUGAGUGAAACUACAAUUGUUGAUUUUGAUCGGGAUACUUGGAUCCCAAGGAUUCAUCUUCAAGGUAAUGGCGAUGAUAACUUGAUCAUGGGGCUUUGUGUUGAUUAUGUUUCCCUCUAUAAAAAAGUCAAAGUCGAAGUUGGGCUUCAAAAGAGAGAACUUUCACCAAGUUGUGUUCUUUUCUGUGUUACACUUGAGGGAAACCUUGUUAUGUUUUAUGUGGCAAGUGCUGCUGAACCUACCACUUCAUUUGAAAAUGAAUAUACCCUUACUGAUGAGGAAGAAGAUUCAGAUUUGCCUGCAGUAUCCGUCGAGUGUAAUCUUCCAUUUGGGUUAGAAAAAACAGAUUUCAGCCUUCAACUAAAGGAGGCGAGUGACAGGGAGCCAGAUAUCAUUAAAGGUAGUGAACAUCCUACAAAGAAAGACCUCAUGCCUUCUGGUAACAGCAAGAGUUCAAUGACUGCAGAGCAAAUAUCACCCAAAGAUGCUAGUACUGAAGGGGCGGAAAUGGAAACUGUAGUGAACAUUAAGCCAUCUGUCUCUGAUGGCCAGGAAAAAGCUUUUGUCACAAAGAUGUUCCUAGGUGUAGAUGGUCAACAGGUGGAGUCUCUUAAGAAUCAAAGCAUAAAUAUGACACAAUUCUCUCUUAAAAAUUCACCCCAAGAAGGGACUAGUUGUUUUGUCAACCGUUCCAGUGAAACUGAAAAUAAAAAGUACAGUGAAUUCAGACCUGCUCCUGCUUUCUUUGAGAACGCUCCUUCAGUUCCCAGCCAAUUGAACAGUAAGGAUGUUGUUCACCAGCCUAAGGAUUCACGAGUUUCAUUUGGUUCAACUGGUUUACAAGGUGCACAAUCUGAGCCAUGGUUAAGUGAAAAGGUUACAUUUUCAGGGGGCCCUGAAAGUAGAUCUUCAACUACGGCUUCUGCUCUUGUUCAAGGGCAUACAUCUGAUAAAAUUGGUGUUAGUGUUGGCACAGGAAAUUUUCCUGGGGCCUUUGCUGGAAAGCCUUUAUAUCUGAGUGAUAGUGUUGGUAAUAUUCCUUCAGCAGAUUUUUCUGUUGGACCAGCACAAAAUGUGGGGCAGAAAGCUUCAGUGAAAACUGGGAUGAUUGAUUCAUUACCUUCUAUUCGUAGCUCGCAGUUGCCACCUCAGGAUUUUCUUACAUUUGGAAGGUCUGCGAGCCAUUGGCCUUCCACUUCAAAGGAUGCCCGCAAAUUGUCUUCCCCAUCAAAUUCUGAGCCAUACUUAUCAAGACAAUUUGGCAAUAUUAAAGAGAUGGACAAAGAGUUGGAUUCACUUUUAGAAUGUAUAGAAGAACCAGGUGGCUUUAAGGAUGCAUGCCUUGUUUCCCAAAUGGGUUCAGUUGAAGCUUUGGAGGAUCGCAUGGAAAUGCUGUUUGGAAAAUGCAGAAUGUGGAAGAGCAUGAUGGAUGAGCAGCUUGGAGAAGUCCAGCAUCUUCUGGAUAAAACUGUACAAGUUCUGGCCAAGAAAAUAUACAUCGAUGGUAUUGUUAAGCAAGCCUCUGAUAGCCGUUAUUGGGAUCUUUGGAAUCACCAAAAGUUGGGUUCUGAACUUGAGCUGAAGAGGCACAAUAUAUUGAAAUUGAAUCAGGUUUUGACUGAUCAAAUAAUUCAACUGGAGAGACAUUUUAAUACCCUUGAACUUCAUAAAUUUGAUGAAAAUGGUGGAGUUUAUAAAGGUCGGAGGGCAUCUCAAAGUAGAUACGGGCCUUCAAGACAAAUUCAGUCCCUGCAUAGUUUACAUAACACAACUAACUUGCAAGUAGCAGCGGCUGAACAACUUUCAGAAUGCCUGUCAAAACAAAUGGCUGUACUGAGUAUUGAAUCGCCUGUUAAACAAAAGAAUGUGAAGAAGGAACUAUUUGAAACAAUUGGUAUCCAAUACGACCCUGUUUUCAGCUCUCCAGAUUCAACAAAAGUUGGCAAUUCCUCUUCACAGAAGAUUCUACUUUCUGGUUCUGCAUCUAACAGAUCUCAGUCUAGAAGACGCCAUUCAAGUGCUAUAAAGAGUUCCGAUUCAGAAACUGUGAGGAGGAUAAGAGACUCGUUAGAUCAGAGCUGGGUUAAUUUUGAGCCCACAAAAACAACUGUAAAGAGGGUGCUUUUGCAAGAAACUCAGAAGACAAGUGUGAAUAGGCGACAAGUUGACUCUCCUGGGGUGGUUAGAUCAGCAGUUAGUCACCUAAAGGACCUGACUUCUCCUUCAACGCUUGUGUCUCAAUCUGGACACAAAGGCAUUCAACACACACUCUAUAAACAGGCUUUUGAAGCAAAAUCAACUCCGUCGAAAUGGAGUAAUGAGUCCCUUGUGCCAUCUCAAUCUACAUAUCAAGGAAUGGGCUUGAGGACUCCUUUCAUGGAAAGCAAUGAUGAUGUACAGCCAUCAAUAUCGCCAUUCCGAGCAUCACCUAUGACAAGGCAAAUUCUUGCCAGUGAAACUAGCAAUGUGAUGGCAGAUAAAUUAAGUGGUAGCAGCUCUACCAGGAAUUCUGAUUCGGUGUUCAUCAAUGAGAGCAAGUCAAUUCUGCUAUUUGAAGAAAGGGCUGCACUUUCAAAUUCCGGGAUUCAAUCUAGUAAUAGUGGACCAACAAAUGAAAAAGGUGUUUCCUCCCUUCCUGGAAAAGCUCCCCAGUUGAGUAUUGCAGCAAGUGGAAGCCAGCCUAGUGAAAAAACAUCAUUUUCUCAGGCAUCCUUAAUGCCACUUUCAUCUGCUACAUCUCCAGCUGUCAACUCAUCAACAAAAUUUGCAACUUUUGGAUCUAAUUUAUCUUCAAUUGCGCCAUCCUUGUCGGCUAUCAGAUCUAAAACCAAAGUUGAUGUUAAUGAAGCAGUUUCUUCUCCGGCUUUUCCUUGUAACUCCUCCCUUCAGGCUCCCAGGUCACUGUUACCUUUGCAUACUCCACCUGCAGUUUCAGUUUUAUGUAAAACAGAGCUUCAAUCUGCUAGUGGAAAAAUGCCACCCCAUGUGAAUCCAACCCUACCUUCAAUAUCAGAGCCUGGUAAAACAGAAGCUCAACUUCCUUUAGGUAACACCUCGCCUUCUUCACUUUCCACAUCAGCCUCUCCUCAAUCAUGUCUUCAAUCUUCAGCUGAUCCAACUUCUCUUUUGACGCCAGCGCCGUCUGCAUCGCAGUGGCAACCUUUGCCAGAAAAAUUGAAGUCAAGUACAGAUGCGGAUACCUCUACUGCAGCUCCAAAGGCACAGCCUGAAAUUCCUACAUUUAGUUUGAAAGUUGAACUUCCAGAAUCAUCUGUUCGUGAAACUGACACUUCAACUGGGAGUCAGUCCAGUUUGAACAGCAUGGCAAGUCCUAAACCACCAUGUGAUGUUUUUGAGGAAUCAUUAGCUUCUGAUAGUGCUGCAAAUAGAAAGAACACAAACUCAGAUUUUGCAAUUACUGAAGAGGAUGAAAUGGAGGAGGAGGCUCCUGAGGUGAUUAGUUUGGGAAGUCUCGGUGGUUUUGGUCUUGGCUCAACCCCUAACUCAAAUGCUCCAAGAACAAAUCCAUUCGGUGCUUCAUUUGGUAAUAUAGGAACAAAUCAAGCAAGCUCCUCAUUUACAAUGACUCCACCCAGUGGAGAACUCUUUAAGCCUGCAUCAUUUAGCUUUCAACCUCUACAGCCCUCCCAACCAUCUCCACCGACAAAUAUGGGUGCAUCCCCUGGUGGUUUUGGUGCUAAACAAGUUGCUCAAACUCCUGCACCAAGCGCAUUUGGCCAGCCAGCACAGAUUGGAGCAGGACAGCAAGCACUAGGAUCAGUUCUUGGUUCUUUUGGACAAUCAAGACAGUUUGGUACUGGCAGCUUUCCUGGUGCUGGUUCAGUGGGAGGUUUUGCUACUACUAAUGCAAUCAGUGGCUCUUCAAGUGCAGCCACCAGUGGUGGGUUUGCAGCUGCUGCUUCUACUGGUGGUGGCUUUGCUGGUUUGGCCUCAGGCACUGGGGGAUUUGGUGGAUUUGCUGGUGGGGGCUUGGGAUCAGGAGGUGGAGGGUUUCCAAAUCCUUCUUCUGGAAAUGGUAGUUUUGGGGGAGCUGCUGGUGGUGGAUUUGCGGCAGCAGGAGGUGGAUUUGGAGCUUUCAACAGCCAGCAGGGAUCUGGUGGUUUUUCGUCAUUCAGUGGUAAUACAGCAGGCAAUCAGCCAGGAAUUGGCAGUUUCUCAGCUUUCGGUGGAAGUACAGGAGGAACAGGGAAACCUUCGGAACUCUUCACACAAAUGAGGAAAUAGGUUAAGGACCACUGGUUAGAUUGGAUUCGAUGCUGCUACUCGAGCUAUAAUGUUGUUGUUUAUAAGCAAAUACAGCUAUCUUUCUCACCAGAACAGGUUAACAACGGAUGUUAAAAGAAGUAGUAAAGAAAAAGGAGUAAAUUCGAUAUACAUAUAUAAAAUUAUUCUGAUUUAUGUUAUUGGUAUUAAAGAAAGUACUAAUCAAUGAAAGGCAACCUAGAGUUUAGGAUUGUUUGGCA